This is a messenger RNA of Henningerozyma blattae CBS 6284, 999 nucleotides long. RefSeq lists its product as uncharacterized. Bases 1 to 999 code for a protein of 332 amino acids. The record is from RefSeq and is a predicted model, not a curated record. Lineage: Eukaryota; Fungi; Ascomycota; Saccharomycetes; Saccharomycetales; Saccharomycetaceae. The transcript has a single exon.
AUGAGCAGUUCAAGAUUAAUCAUCUUAAAACGAUUGAAGUUUAGAUGGUCGAUUAUUCUAAGAGUCUUAGAAAAAGAUAUUUCCAUCCUAGCUAGAAUCCAAUCAAGAAUUCCAAUUAGAUUGAAACAUCUUUUUAGAUAUCUUUUCAAUAAUUCAAAAGUUUUUACACUAAAACUAAUUAGUUCAGUUUUAAUAUCGAUAACAAUUCCUGAUGUUAUUUGUAACAUUCUAGUAUUUAAAAAAUUUAAAUCUGUGACACAUUUUCUUAAAAGAAGAUUGUUAUCAUUUAACUCAAAAACAUUAAUUGAAUUGAAGACUCGAAUUUCUAGGUUGAUUAAUUGGAAUUCAUUAUUCUUUUGUAUAUUAAUAUUGAUUUUUUUAAGGAAACAUAAAAAUUCAAAUGACAAGAAAAGAAAUUUCAUUUUAUCAAUUUUACUUGAUAAAAAUAGAUCAAUAAUUAAUAGAAUACCGAUAAUGUUUAUCAUAUUUAAUACUUAUUCAAUCUAUAAAGGUAUUAAGUCGAUAUUUUUAAAAAAAUAUGAAAAAAAUAAUGGGUCGCCAAAGAGAAAACGUAAGUUAUAUUAUGGCAACAAAACAGCUAUGGAGAUGAUUUUAGAUUCUCAGUUUUUUUCAAAUAUUAAACCUAGUAUUAAUUGGAGCCUCUGGUUGAAAUUUAUAAUUAACAACUAUAAUAAUGAUGAUUUUAUAAUGGGCAAUAAUAAAAUGCAAGGACAGGGAAAUUUUGACAAUAGUGCUGAGUCUGAAAGUAGAAAUAAGAAUAAAAAUACAUUUUUUCAUGAUAGAUUCUUAUUACAUGUUGAAAAAUUAAUUAUUAUGUAUUUUUCAUUGACUUUUCUCCAAAAUCAUCAACUUUUACACUCAAAGAUCAAUUUGAACUUGAUCAGAAUAUUAAUUACUCAAUUAGUGACUGAUAAUCUGACUCAAAAAAAUUUAAAUAAAUUGAUUGGAUCAAUAUUUUUAAUGUCUAAUAUGCUGUAA